AUGCCCUCCGAUAAUCCAGAUUCUCGGCCUCGAGAACCGGCACCCAAGAGCAAAGCUCGCAAGACCGAUCCGAAUGCCCCCGUCCGAAAGCGCCGCAAGAGAACCGUCGUAAGCGGGGCCCCCGACGACUGCUUCGCCUGCUCCAAACGAGGAGCCCGAUGUGAUCGACGCAGACCAUACUGUUCUCAGUGUCUCGAACUGGGUCGCGAAUGUUCCGGGUACAAGACGACGUUGACAUGGGGCGUGGGAGUCGCAAGCCGAGGCAAGCUCCGCGGACAGAAGCUGCCGGUGAUGGAAUCGGAAGAGCAAGUGAGACCGGCAAAACCUCAAUCCAAGGCCUCAAAUAGCAGUGGUCCGUCUUCUUCACUACGGGCUCCUUUUAAUCCUUCUGUUCCGGUGCCUCCGGUCACUGGUCCGGGACUUUCAUCCUUCGACGCUGGGUCCACCAAUGUCAAAUUGGAAAGUCCGCCGCCCAUGAUACCGGGAUUUGAUAUGCCAUGGACGAUGGAUAUGCCAGAUCCUCAGUCGUGGUCUAAUACGGCUGCUUCGACGCCCAAGAUUUCAGGACUUCCAUUACCAUCCCGGCCUUUGGUGCCAAAUACUACCCAAUGCAUGACCCCAGAUUCAACAUUGCAGUAUGCUCCUAUAUUGAGCCCAACUGCCAGCUUUAAUUCACCAGUAUGGCCUACUGCAAUGCCAUUAUCAUAUCAGCCCGUCACUCCGCCAUACUCGCAAGACGCUGACGAAGAGGAUGUCAAAAGAGAUCCUAAUUACCAUAUGCUUUGGAAUGCCGCACAUUCCCCGUCACUGUCUCACCUCCUUUUGGCGCGAUCCGUGGGGAAGACACCUCGUCUUCGUUAUCUUAUCAGCUACUAUGCGGAAGUUAUUGCUCCCAUGAUUGUUGCUUUUGACAGCCCAUCAAACCCCUUUCGCACACAUGUCAUCCGAUUGGCCGUAGAGAGUGAAGCUUUACAAGAAGCAAUUGCAACGCUGGCUACAAGUAACUUGCGACAACGGCGAGAGCAUAACCAUCGUUCCACCGAGAGAACAUUACCGGCACGAAUGGCAUCGAUGGCUCACCGUGCCCUCACCGACGAAGACUUUCAAGAUCGCUAUGGGAUCUCGGUUCCGGAAGGAUAUCAGAGGGAAGAAAAUCACCAUCGAGGGAUGGCUGUCAAGGCUUUGAACGCCGAUUUGGCUGACCCUCGUCGAAGACUGUCAGAUUCAGUGCUAGCCACGCUUUUGAUGCUCUGUUUGUUCCACGGUUGUGAUACUGGCGUUGCUGAAUUCCGAACGCAAUUUGCAGGAGUAACAAGACUCUUAGCGAUCCGGAUGCGCCAUUCGCGCGUAUUAUCAGAUGAUCUCAAAUGGUUCAUCCGCAUGUUCUCAUGGUUCGACACACUUACUGCUACCACGAAUGACCGUGAUGUACAGCUUCGCGGUACAUGCUUGGAUAUUAGUUCGCAGACUGAUGGAGAAUGGGGCUUGGAGAAUCUGGCUGGUUGUGAUGGUCGUCUAUUCAAAUUGAUCUCUCAGCUGGGUCGCUUGAAUCUUCUCAGCCAAGAUCAAACUCCUAACCUGUCCCGUCCAAAUGAUGCUACUGUCUCCACUGCCUCGCUUCCUCCUUCUAUGCUAUACCCAGGGUGGGAAACGGUCACACCAGAUCCUAUAACUGGCUCCAUGUCGCUUCCUGACUGCGGAUUCUCCCUCCCUACCCCGCCGCAGAGCAGCGAACAGUCCCGUCGGCCAUCUUCUCCAGAAUUCUGGACCGAAUGGUAUUCACUUCGACAGCGACUUGAAUCCUGGCGAUUCGACCCACCCGCUGAACCAUCUGGUUUCCCUUCACCCACGCUGUCUGCAGCGAACAUGUCAUGGACCUCUACACACUACCCCAUGCCACGGACCUCCACAUCUAUGUACCAAGUGGCGCCCGAGAAUCUCCAAGAUGUCUUCCAGAUCUCGGAGUGUUUCCGCCACGCCGCGCUUCUAUACUGUGAACGCCUAGCAGAGCCAACUCUCCCAUCACGGCAUGGACGUAUCCAGCACCUCGUCCAACUGGCCAUGCACUGUCUUUAUACCGUGCAGUCCGAUGUAUACCUUCUCUGGCCAUUAUUUAUUGUGGGAUCGGAGUGUGUCGAGGAGACUCACCGCUCGAUCAUCCGAAAUCGCUGCAAGGAUAUCUCCAAAGAUUCCGGCUUCGUCAACAAUCUAUCAUGCCUAGAACUCUUAGAACGGAUCUGGGCUGAGUAUUCUGAUGAAUCCUCGUAUCCUGUUUAUCCAAGCGACUUCGGACCCCCACCUCCGCUGGCUGGAGGUCGGGCACCUACUUCGCAAGCCUUCCGAUGGUCCCAGGUCAUGCAGGCCAAGCGGGGCGGCGGAGAAUACAUGGUGGCAUAG
Messenger RNA from Penicillium nucicola, 2397 nucleotides. RefSeq names its product Zn(II)2Cys6 transcription factor. Gene Ontology annotation, biological process: regulation of DNA-templated transcription. Gene Ontology annotation, molecular function: zinc ion binding; DNA-binding transcription factor activity, RNA polymerase II-specific. Lineage: Eukaryota; Fungi; Ascomycota; Eurotiomycetes; Eurotiales; Aspergillaceae. Bases 1 to 2397 code for a protein of 798 amino acids. The transcript has a single exon. The record is from RefSeq and is a predicted model, not a curated record.